This is a messenger RNA of Tupaia belangeri chinensis (Chinese tree shrew), 3187 nucleotides long. RefSeq names its product ankyrin repeat domain 40 (gene ANKRD40). Gene Ontology annotation, molecular function: protein binding. NCBI's taxonomy places the organism in Eukaryota, Metazoa, Chordata, Mammalia, Scandentia, Tupaiidae. The record is from RefSeq and is a predicted model, not a curated record.
GACCUGUUUACACUGGGCAUGUAAACGCAACCAUGGCCAGGUGGUCUCUUACCUGUUAAAAUCGGGAGCGGACAAGGAGAUUCUUACUACAAAAGGAGAAAUGCCAGUCCAAUUAACAUCAAGGAGAGAAAUCAGGAAGAUUAUGGGAGUGGAAGAUGAUGAUGAGGAAGAGGACAACAUCCCACAGCCGAAGAAGGAGUCCGAACUGCCCUUUGUUCCCAAUUAUUUGGCCAACCCAGCCUUUCCUUUCAUCUACACACCUGUAGCAGAGGAUUCAGCCCAGCUACAGAAUGGGGGGCCCUCCACACCUCCUGCAUCACCCCCUGCAGAUGGUUCACCUCCAUUGCUUUCUCCUGGGGAACCUGCCCUGCGAGGGGCCUUUGCUCGGGACCACACAUCUUUGGCACUGGUUCAGAACGGUGAUGUGGGUGCCCCCUCUGCCAUACUCAGAACACCAGAAAGCACAAAACCGGGACCUGUUUGUCAGCCCCCGGUGAGUCAGAGCCGCUCCCUGUUCUCUUCUGUCCCAUCCAAGCCACCAGUGGUGUCGCUGGAGCCUCAAAAUGGGACGUAUGCCGGACCAGCGCCAGCAUUCCAGCCAUUUUUCUUCACUGGAGCAUUUCCAUUUAAUAUGCAAGAACUGGUACUGAAGGUGAGGAUUCAGAACCCAUCUCUCCGAGAAAACGAUUUCAUUGAAAUUGAGCUGGACCGACAGGAGCUAACCUACCAGGAAUUGCUCAGAGUCAGUUGCUGUGAGCUGGGCGUUAAUCCAGAUCAAGUGGAGAAGAUAAGAAAGUUACCCAAUACUCUGUUAAGAAAGGACAAAGAUGUUGCUCGACUCCAAGAUUUCCAAGAGCUAGAGCUGGUUCUAAUGAUAAGUGAAAACAAUUUUCUCUUCAGAAAUGCUGCGUCCACACUGACUGAAAGGCCUUGCUAUAACAGGAGAGCUUCCAAACUGACUUACUAAUGCAGCAGGGACUUUUAUCAUGGAGUGCUGUGAAGUGCUGUCACCUCUGGGCCAAGGACAAGCCAUUGAUCUGAAUGCCUUGGAUGCCCGGAGGGCUACUGGUGCCCGGUGGAGCAGAUACUCACAUCGUUCUGCCAAGGUAGGGAGCUCCUGACCCCCAAGCAGCGGUGCCACUCUUCCAAGCCUCUUGGUGCACAAUAAACCUAUUGCUUGAAGCUCUGAACAGCUGAGAAGUGGUCUGGAGAGGCAGAAGCGGAAGCCCUGUACCUAGUGUGCUGUCUGUGCAGUGUCUGAGAGUUGUCUGAGCAGACGCCAAGAGGGAGCAGAGCCUAUUCGUAGCCACUCCUGGUGACCGAGCACCUGCAAGGCCAGGAUGCACUUUUCUUGGUGUCGCAUGCCCACAACUCUCCUGAAAUGUGAACCGCCCAGAGGGAGAUUGGAGAAAGUCCAGGUACUGGACAAAUGACUUUAGUGUGACUUGUCGCUGUGAGGUUUCCUAUAACAUAUUUAUAAAUGUUACUCAGGUUUAAAGUAUUUAAGAAUACAGUUACCUAAUUGUAAAUACGCUGUUAACCAAAAGAGCUUCCCCUCCCCCAUGUUUUCCUUUGAGAAAAGUCAUGACUGCUUGUCUGUCUCUAGACAGUGAUCUCUGCAUUAACUUCCCCUCAUGGUCACUAGAGGGCUCUCUGAUGCUUUCUGAAGGAGCAACUGCUUUUACUCCGAAGCGAUUCCUGUCAUCUCUCUGUUUAAUUGCACUGAGAAGAGCACAAACAUCACCGGCCCAUGCUCUCCACUUUCAUUCUCCAGUAGAAAUGAAAAGCAAUUUUUGAGACUGAUCUGUUGCUAUUUUAAAGGUUAUUGUGGGAAACUGAGCUAAAGGAGUUAGUAUCUUUAUUUUUGUAUCAAAGAUAAAGGUUAUUUUGCAAUUAUUAGGAUUUCUACACAACUCUGAUCUCUGUUGCUUUUGUAAACAAAUUCUUUGAUUUUAGGAAUCCCUCUACUCCCUUCACCAAUCCACUUAACACAAUCAAUUGGGAGUUUACCAGACUUUGUUCUGAAAAACAAAACCAAAAUCGCCUGAUUAAACUCUGGAGCAUGGCAUAAGAAUAUUUUUAAAGAAUGCCUUCAAGGAUUCUUUUCCUACCCCACAGCUUCAUUCGUGUUAAAAAGAAAAGCCCCGGUAGAAAUAAGGACUAGCACACGUAGACACACAGGGGUGGGUGGCAGCCAGCUGUCGAAGAGCAUCCCUGCUGUCUUAAGCUUUUUCCCCAUAGUGCCUAGAGUUUCCAAAGAAACGUAACUUCCUAACUGUGUUAACUUCAUUCUGUCGGAACACGACAAUUGCGUGAACAUGCCAGAAGAUGUCAACGGGAGAGAAUGUUGUGCUAAGAUAAAGGCCUCCUGCUGCUUCCGAGAUGCCGAAGUGUGGCGGAGAUGUCUUCUAAGGUCAACUUCACAGAGUCACUCUGUUUUGUGACUUUAAUGUACUCUGCCAAUUACUGCUGGUGACUUACCCUUGUGCAAUGUUUGCAGAGUAAAGGUGCUUUAGAGAGGAAACUUGAAAGUGCUUUAGAGAGGAAACUUCCUUAUAUUUCAACGAAUCAGAAACUAGGAUAUCUAGAUGUAGUAACCUUUUUUUUUUUCCCUUCACUUUGAAAAGAGUUGCAGUCUGAUACAAUUAAGUCUGGUUCUGUUCUGGAGGAAACAAAUUCAGUAUUAAUUCAUGUCUAAAUUACUAGAGUUAAAACUCUUUCAGCUCCCCAGAAUUAAUUAGGGACCUGCAGAAGCAGUGGAGGCCCCUGACCGGGAUGUGGCCAAAAGGAGAGUAUUAGUUCCAGGGCAUUUCCCAGGCUUGGACACAUCGGCGAGGGAAGGCCUUGGUGUCUCAGGGGAGAGAUGGGUCCAAUGUGGCUCUGUCCUACACUGGUCUCCCUUCUGUGGUCAGCUGACUCCUGUGUAUGGCAGUGGGACGACACUGCACAGUUGCUGGUAGGUGAGGUAGUCUUAAUCUAUGCAUUCAGAGAAAUAUUUUUAUAUGCUUUGUGUAAUUUAUAACAAGGAUUUUUUUUAGCUUUGUUACCUGUGAAUUCACCCCUUCCUCCACUGCAUAUUUAAAGCAUGUGUUCACACUGUGUGUAAACAUUCACCGAAGAUUGUUUCCUUGUGCAUUGCUGACUGUUCAAACAUAACGAGUAUCAUUAAACUUAAGUAUUAACUGAC